Gongylonema pulchrum is the source of this 315-nucleotide messenger RNA. The record is from the annotation of a GenBank genome assembly. NCBI's taxonomy places the organism in Eukaryota, Metazoa, Nematoda, Chromadorea, Rhabditida, Gongylonematidae.
CAACUGGACAAACUUUUGCCAAAGAAAACAAAGGAAGAACUUGAAGCAAUUGCCAGAGACAACAGCUUAGCUCCGGAUAAAAAAUACGUGAAGUUCCACGAUGUUUUUAACGAACUGGACGCAGAAAUCAAGGAGAAGCUUCCGUUGCCGCCGAUGUAUGCGGGUCUGCACGACGAAACAAAGACCAAAAUAAGAGCAAUUUUCCGGGAGAAGACGAGCUUCGAUGAGAAACAGGAGAAGCUUGAAAACCUGUAUCAGACAUUAAGCGAAGAAGAGAAGAAGCUAGCACCCGAGUGGGGAGAGAUAAGGCGGUAA